This is a messenger RNA of Danaus plexippus (monarch butterfly), 2025 nucleotides long. RefSeq lists its product as uncharacterized. NCBI's taxonomy places the organism in Eukaryota, Metazoa, Arthropoda, Insecta, Lepidoptera, Nymphalidae. The transcript has 2 exons. The record is from RefSeq and is a predicted model, not a curated record. The coding region runs from base 1367 to 1990 and encodes 207 amino acids.
AUCUUGGAGGUCUAAGGUUCAAAUCUAGUUAAUAUCGUUAAGUUUCAUAGUAUUUUGUUUCAAAGUUAAAUAAUUCUAGGAUCUCAUAUAUUUUCUAAACGUUUUCUUUAUAUUUAAACAAAUUUUUUAUUAAAUGUAUUACUUAGAAAGAUAUUGAAAUCAGAAUUAUUUUUGAUUUAGAACAUUAUUUUCAACGAGGGCAAAAAAUUGAGACUCUAAGUAAAAGGCUUUUUGAUUUGGAAACAAAAAGAAUAUAUUUGAAAGGCGGAUGCUUAUGAUGUGUCAGCAGGAGACAAUUGAAGUUGACCUUGAACGAAAUGCAGGUAGGCGAUGAACCGAUAAUGAUUUUUUGAAGACCUUUGAUAGAGCGAAUCACUUUGUUAGAAUGGAAUAACUUAAAACAUUAACUGUGAACAAAUGAAUUCUCAAUCAAUCGAAAUUGUACAUAAGAUGAUGACAUUGUUACAUAUUUUAUUGAGGGUUUCCUCCUAUUGGUAUUAUCUCAAACUAAAGUGUCCCCCAAGGUAACAUUGUUGGACCUCUUUUACUAAACAUAUGUAUUACUAGUUGAAAAAAUUUACAUGAAAUCUGAGGUACCUUAUAUUCAAUAUACCGUCGGUUUUUGAAAUGGCAUUGAAAAUUAAAAAUUUAAAGGGUUUCUUACUUGCGUGAGCAACGUAACGUUAUACGGUGUAAUCAAUAUAGAGCCCGAGUAUUGUAACAAUUACUGCUAAAGCUGUUGACUUAGGUUCAUUGGAAGAACAAGUACUUAUCUCUGCACUAACAUAAGUUAUUCUAUAAUAACGUGACAAAGAAUAAUCUAGCAGAGUAUUCCGUUUUAUUCCUGCAACAUUAUUAAAAACAUCAAGGAUAGAGUCGUUGCAAACAUUGUGUUGUUUAAUUAAACUAUUUAUAAAACUACAUUACAUUGAUUAUAUUUAAAUUUAGUGGUUUUUUUAACAAGAUGCAAGUUAAGGGCAUGAAAGAUAAAGAAGCUGAGAAGAUAAUAAAUUAACAUAAGUAUUAUCAAGGUUUCACGUAUUCGGGAGGCAUGAACAAAAUAUUUUUUUAUUAAAAGAUUCUAAAAUUUUAGGUUUUAAUUAUUUAACUUUAUUAUAUAAAUAUAUUUAAUAACUAAAGAAACUAUUAAUUUUUAACCAGUCGUUAGGUAAUAGAUAUUCCGAUUAAUAAAUAACCUUAAUUAGAAUGGAUAAAAAAUGUCUACUUAAGCGUUUUAUCGAGUGUACGGAACCAUUAGUUUCGGACAUUGUGAAGCAGUUUUAACAACAAGCAUUAUGAAGUUUAUUGUAAUUAUAUUUCCUUUAUCUCUCUGUCACGAAAUAAGAACAUAAGAGUGUUUUUAACAAUGUUUUCUAAUAUAUUUCAUAUCUUCCAGGUCUUUACGGUUGUCUGUUUGUCAGUCUUAUCAAGUUCACAUCGACUGGGUUUUAGAAGACCUGAAAAUGAUUUUGAUACAGAUGUAGGAUCAGAUAUCGGAUCGGACUUUGGAUCAGGUCUUGACGUGGAUGCUCCAGCUGCAGCUAAUGCAGAGGCGGUCGCAGACGGAACAGGGACAGCAACAGCGAAUGCAAAAGCUGUUGCCCGAGGUUCAGGACGAGCUAAUGCUGUGGCGAGGGCUGUAGCGAACUCUAUGUCCGACAUGUUUGGACCACGAUCACGAAGUGCUGCAAGUAGCUACGAGAAAGGAGUAAAUUUUGGUGAAAAUCAAUUCAACAGCGGUGCCAGUGGUACUGAAAGUCAAAGUUUCUACAAACGAGGUCAUAGAAACUUCUACAACCACGAACAUCACCACAGCAAAGUUACUAAAGUCGAGCACGCUGAGACCAGUGACGAGCACGACAUCGGCGGAAGUCAAGCCAACGACGGAGGUGCUCAUAAAUCAAAUGCCUUCGAUAAAUACGAGAACGGCGCCAGUUUCUUUGGAAAUACCUUCGAGAAUGACGCCCAAGAAGUUGAGACGACGCUCUAAAACAAUUAAAUUAAAUAAACCAUCCAUAAAAAUUA